This is a messenger RNA of Gongylonema pulchrum, 582 nucleotides long. The record is from the annotation of a GenBank genome assembly. NCBI's taxonomy places the organism in Eukaryota, Metazoa, Nematoda, Chromadorea, Rhabditida, Gongylonematidae.
AUGCCUAGACCAAGCAGGCAUCGGUUGCUUAGCUGUCCACAGUGCUUUCAGGACGUGGGGGGUCACGCUUUUGCACGUAUUUGGAUCAUUUCGCCGUCCUGGCCCAGCAAGGGACGUCGCCGGCCUUUUGAUCUGGAAUGUUAUGCAGAGAGGGAGAGCUGCUUUAUUUUCAGGCGUGCGGCAUCGACCUCGCGACUCACUCCUCUCUUUGGCAUUCCAGUCACUCGCCUACAGCAUGUCCAGGGCAAUAACAAGCAGCUGUACCGGAUGUACGCUAGCGGGCUUCCGGACCAUAGAUUGAUCACGAUGCCGGCUCUUUCACCAACGAUGGAGCACGGCACACUUGUUAAUUGGCAGAAGAAAGAGGGCGACGAAGUAGCGGAAGGCGAGAUAAUCUGUGAAAUUGAAACAGACAAGUCGGUGAUGGCAUUCGAAGCAGCCGAAGAAGGUUUUCUCGCGAAAGUUCUUGUUCCAGCUGGCACUAAGGGCAUCAAAAUUGGAAAACCAAUUUGCGUUUUCGUAGACAAAAAGGAGGAUUGUGGCGCUUUUGCAAAUUUCAAGGCGGAGGGAAAGAUUCCCUAA